UUGAAGAAAGUAUGGAAGGUAUGAAAGAGUUGAUCAAGGAAGGCGUGAUCAAAGGAGUCGGCUUAAGUGAGGCGUCGGCCACGACAAUCCGAAAAGCACAUGCAGCUCAGCCAAUCACAGCAGUCCAAAUCGAGUAUUCGCUGUGGUCACGUGACGUCGAAAAGGACAUUAUUCCGACAUGUCGUGAGUUGGGAAUCGGUAUUGUCGCCUAUUCGCCUUUGGGACGCGGUUUCCUGGCGGGUAACUUCAAAAAGAGGGAUGACUUACAAGAGGGUGAUUGGCGUUUGGAUAAUCCUCGGUUUAGUCCAGAUGCCAUUGAGCAGAAUGCUAAAUUGGUCGAAAAAAUUGAAGAAUUGGCCGCUAGAAAAGGGGACGGUUGCACUGCUUCAAAGCUAGCUUUGGCUUGGGUGCUGACUCAGGGUGAUGAUAUUGUUCCAAUUCCAGGAACUUCGAAGCUGGAAAAUCUGGAGAAAAAUAUGGAGUCACUGAAAUGCGAACUAAGUCAGGAUGAGAUUAAAGAGUUAGGCGAUGUGAUUCCACCCGAGAGUGUUGUUGGUAACAGAUAUGAAGACGGUCAUCACACUUAUGACAAGAAUUAAUUCAGACAAAAAAAAAG
Symsagittifera roscoffensis is the source of this 616-nucleotide messenger RNA. RefSeq lists its product as uncharacterized. Lineage: Eukaryota; Metazoa; Xenacoelomorpha; Acoela; Convolutidae. Bases 12 to 599 code for a protein of 195 amino acids. The transcript has a single exon. Gene Ontology annotation, cellular component: cytoplasm. The record is from RefSeq and is a predicted model, not a curated record.